Messenger RNA from Brassica rapa (field mustard), 1990 nucleotides. RefSeq names its product sugar transport protein 5. Gene Ontology annotation, biological process: monosaccharide transmembrane transport. Gene Ontology annotation, molecular function: monosaccharide transmembrane transporter activity. Gene Ontology annotation, cellular component: membrane. NCBI's taxonomy places the organism in Eukaryota, Viridiplantae, Streptophyta, Magnoliopsida, Brassicales, Brassicaceae. The record is from RefSeq and is a predicted model, not a curated record.
GUUCUUUUAAGAAAGUAUAUUAGUUAUUACAUUUAUCGGUUAUCCAAUUAACCAAGAGAAAAAAAGUGGUUGAACACUUUGGGCUGUAAAAAAAAAGUAGUUGCACACAGCACAGUCGGACCAUCAAGUCAUAACGCCAGCUAACCAAAGACACUCAUCUAAAAGCCCUCUUUAGUCUUUAAUAUAUUAUUUUUGUUCAUUUGUUGUGCAAGAAAAAUAGAAAUGCAAGCGUAAGCCUUAAACAAAAUGGCUAUCGGAGGAUUAGCUCUUGAUGUUGCCGGCGGCAGCGGCAAUAUAGAAGCCAAGAUCACAGCCGCGGUUGUCAUGACAUGUGUUGUGGCCGCUUCGGGCGGUCUCAUCUUUGGCUACGACAUUGGAAUCUCAGGGGGUGUGACGACGAUGAAGCCGUUUCUGGAGAAUUUUUUUCCAACCGUUCUUAAAAACGCUACUGAAGCUAAGCCAGAUGUGUACUGCGUCUAUGACAGCCAACUUCUAACGGCCUUCACGUCAAGCCUUUAUGUUGCUGGCUUAGUCGCUUCCUUAGUGGCUAGCCGUCUCACGGCAGCUUACGGUCGCCGCACCACCAUGAUUCUCGGUGGUUUGACUUUCCUAUUUGGUGCCGUCAUCAGUGGCUUGGCUGCCAACAUCGCCAUGCUCCUCUCCGGACGGAUUUUGCUUGGAUUUGGUGUUGGUUUCACCAACCAAGCUGCACCUGUAUAUCUAUCAGAGGUAGCACCGCCGCAAUGGCGUGGAGCCUUCAAUACUGGCUUUCAGUUCUUCAUUGGCGUAGGAGUUGUAUCAGCCAAUUUUUUAAACUACCUCACGGCCGACCACCACAGCGGCUGGCGUAUCUCACUCGGCCUCGCCGCUUUACCAGCUGUUAUCAUGACCUUUGGAUGUCUAUUCAUCUCCGAUACGCCUUCAAGCCUCUUGGCGCGUGGUAAUCACGAUCAUGCUCGCGUGUCGCUGUUUAAAAUACGUGGUGCCAAAAAUAGUGCUGACGUGGAAGCCGAACUAGCAGAGCUAGUUAAGUCGAGUCAGUUAGCUAUAGAAGCUAGAGCCGAGCCAUUUAAGACGAUAUUGGAGAGACAGUACAGACCUCAGCUUGUGGUUGCUAUGGCGAUACCUUGUUUUCAGCAGUUAACUGGUAUCACGAUUAAUGCGUUCUACGCGCCAGUUCUGUUUAGAUCUGUCGGAUUUGGUUCUGCGCCCGCUCUUGUUGCGACGCUAAUACUUGGGUUGGUUAAUCUCGGUUCGAUUCUUAUUUCAACGAUGGUUAUUGACCGGUUUGGUAGACGGUUCUUGUUCAUUGUGGGUGGUAUUCAGAUGUUUGUCUGUCAGGUGGCAGUGGCUGCAUUACUAGCAGCGACAGUAGGAGACGCCGGAGACGGAGAGAUGACGAAGGGCUACGCCGUCACAGUUGUGGUGUUGCUGUGCAUAUACGCAGCUGGAUUUGGUUGGUCGUGGGGCCCACUAAGCUGGCUGGUCCCCAGUGAGAUAUUCCCGCUCAAGUUACGCCCAGCUGGUCAGAGCUUAAGCGUCGCCGUGAAUUUUGCCGUUACUUUCCUUAUCGCUCAGACUUUCCUUGCAACCCUUUGCCAUUUCAAGUUUGGUGCAUUCUUGUUUUACGGUGGUUGGAUCUUAACAAUGACGGUGUUUGUCGUGAUGUUCUUGCCGGAGACUAAAGGGAUACAUGUGGAUUCUAUGUACCAAGUUUGGGAGAAGCAUUGGUUUUGGCAGCGGUUCACUAAAUCAACUUCAACAUGAAAAUGAAAAUCUUGGAUAAAAAAGAUUGAUGCAAUAGUUUGCAGCUUUCAUGGAUCCUAGAUAUAUAUAUUUAUAAUUAUAUAUAUCAUACUUAUGAUUAAAAGAUACAGCAUUUUAAAACUUGUUGGAUCAAAUUAGGAUCGUAUAUGUCUAUUCCCACCAGAAACGUUCUAUUGUUGUGUUUAAUCUUCUGAUUUUAUAUAGGUAUUCUCUAAUUGAAACC